ACAUGUCUUCCUUCGCAUCGUAACGCAAGACGUACAGCUUCACUGAGUGUCGACACGGGGAAGGAUACUAGCUAAACUGGAGGUGGGAUAACUGAGAGUUAUAUGGAUGAGUUGCAAGGUUUGCUCAGGCGACAUCCACUAGCCACCUUGAUAUUGGCAACCUCCAGCAUCACAAUGUUCACCACAGUCACUACUAACUGUGUCACUAUACACUCCUCGCACCAUUAUGUGCUCCUAGAACGAACACUUAGCGGGGUCGACGGUGCUAUAGUGCCAACGUUGACAGUAGCAGCAAAAGUGCGUGAAGAUAUUUGUAUGGGUGAAAUAUAAAUAUAUAUUUUUUUUUAUCUGGUGGCUCUGGAGUGACACACAGAGCCACCUGAAGCAGUGACAGUGCCGUGGUAACUGGGUCAUCCAAGCAUCGUUACAACCUGGUAACAACACCAAGUGGUUAGAUGUCAUAACAUCACGAAAAAAAAAACAUUAUUACAGGAAUGACAAAUAGAAAAAAAAAUCCAUGGAUAUUAAAGUACGAUGAGCUCAGUGUGACUGGCGACACCAAAGAGACCUCGAUAUGAGCAGGGACUAACCUAGCCAAGUUGAUACCACAGACCUUCACUAGGACACAACAUACUGUGUUAACUGAUUCAUCCCGCUGGGGGGGAAAAAAAAAAACGAGGAGUAACUUCCGUGAAAGUCAGUGCAUAAGUACUCUCCAUCAGGGUGGUCGCGUCCUCGUGAUGGAUGUAGUGGAGAAUACUCUGGUUACCACCUCGCAUAUCGCAGAUCGGUCCCUGUUAUAAGAGGAGGAAGCCAGGUUCUGAAAGAAUCUUGGAAUGGGGUCCAUGAACUACCCAUCAACAAUGCAAGCACUGUUUGCACUGAUUGUUAUGAUCAUUGUCUUACUCUUCAUCCUGGUGUAUUGUUGCUGGGGAACUUUCUCCUGUACUCGUCAAGAAGACACUUCUGCGGCAGCUGAAGAUGGAACACCUGUUACACAACAUCAAGGGCAACAGGUUUUGAGAGGCACUCAUAUGGUCAUAGUACCUAUUAAUAACAUGAUUUAUGUGGGUGACCCAGAGACCCGUCGCAUUUAUCAGAUUCCUAUUGAUCGUGACAAACCACCUGCUUAUACAGAAGCAGUCAGCAGUGGGCCUCCUCCUCCUUAUGUAUCAGACAAUUCCACUUCUGAUAAUACAGUGCAAAACCUCUCUCAGGCUGUGCCUGAGACAAGAACUGUGCUUCCAGAUCUCCCUCCAUCUUACGAUGAUUGCUUAUCCUCCUCAUUUUCAAAUGAAGUAUGGCAUACAGUCGUGAAUAAUCAUGUGUCUGCUUCAGAAUCUUGGCAAGUUCAACCAAAUGGACAAUUUGGGAGUGACACAGGUGGCCAACAGCCCCCUGAGCUUGCAUCUAACAGUAUGACAAUUGAUGGUCUGGACCAAAGAGUAACAGAGGCUCCAGGUGGAAGGCUAGAAAGUGUGAUUCUUCUUCCAUCUAAUUUAAGGACAGUACUUAACCCUCAUCUUUCUCCUGAGAAUGGGACAGAUACUGAUUGUGAUAAAUCUUUAAAUGUGCAAUCCACUUGAGAUAACAAUUUAGGCAUGUCAUAGAGUUUGCUCCCCUCAUCACAUGUGGAUUUUGAUUUGCCCUCAGUGGUUACUACUUAAAAUAUUAAAAUAUGUACUGUAUAUGAAAACAUUAAGAGGCAGUGAUAUAAUGAAAGUCUGCACAUAUAUACACGUGCUCGUAUGCAUACACACACACACACACACACACACACAAACUAGAGAAAGCGCAAAAGUAUGCAACAAGGCUCAUUCCUGAGCUAAGGGGCAUGAACUAUGUGGAGAGGCUAAUGUAAUUAAACCUGACAACACUGAAGAACAGAAGAAUCGGGGAGGGGUGAGGGCAACAUAAAAACAAACUGCUCAGGAGAAUUGAUAAGGCAGACAAGGUUAGGCUAUUUGAGAGGUGAAAGUUAAGACACAUGCGCAACAUCUGGAUGUCUUUAUUGCAGACGUUUCGCCAUCCAGUGGCUUUAUCAAUACAGAUUCUAGGACAUAAUUAGAAGACAGUAGAACUAUAUACAAAAGAUGAGGUAAUCAGUCCCUCAGCCUUGGAGUUAGUGUUCACAGCAUCGUGGUGGUAGAGAAUCUGGAGCAAAGGCAAGAAGACCAGUGGUUAUAUAGGCAUCAGUGGAUAGGUACGUGUAGCAGAUGAGGGCAUAUUCACUGGUAGGCGAGAUUCCCCAGUGGAAGUAGGUCCUACCCAAAGGGAUGGGUUAGUUGUACGUAGUAGCUGUGAAGAAGGUCUUGUAGAUGUUCUCUGAACCAAGAUUCCAUGAUGUUGCAGUGCCUGACAAGUUGUUCAAGAACUAUUUGAGAGGUGAAAAAUGGGAACUUGGGGACACUGCUGGAAGUUGAAGUCACAGAUGAGCCACAGGGAUCUUGGGAAAUAUUUUUUUCAGUCUCAAGAGUGGUCACGAAGUGGAAUGAUCUUGGUGGGGAAAUGGUGGAGGCAGGCUCCACACAUCCAGUAGUUCAACGGAUAGGUAUGACAGGGCCCAUGAAGCUCAAAGGGAUUGAAUUUGAAGAGUGGCAAGUUAAGAGGCAGGGACAGGAUCUGAGUGUACACACAUACAUACAUACGUAUGCAUGCACACAUGUACACAGUCACACGCACACAAAGUCACACACACACAAAGUCACAUACAUACAAAGUCACAAACGCACACAUAUAUAGUCACAAACACAAAUAUACAGUUAUGUACUAUGCUUGUAAAAUAGGCAGAAAACAUUUUCCCCUAAAUUUUUCCAGGUCUUAGAACAAAGCAGAACAGUAUCUAUCUAGUCAGAGGACAAUGGCACAUUUCACCAUCUAUUUUUCCAGGUCUUAGAACAAAGCAGAACAGUAUCUAUCUAGUCAGAGGACAAUGGCACAUUUCACCAUCUAACUGUAUUUGAUACAGUACAAAAUUGUCUAUAAAAUAUAUACAGUAUACUGUACUGUACGUAAAAAUUUAAAUUGUUAGCUUUAAUCUACAAUAAUAAUGUGAUAAUUAGUUUCUAUUCAAUGUAUUUAUUAAUCCUUUACUACACUACAAAAAAUUAUACAUUACACUUAGGCACACAAGACAUUUUUUAUUUUUUUUUAGUACAGUACUGCAUGUUAUUUUGAGUUUUAACCAGAUAAAUGUGAAAACAGAAUUGCAACUAAUAAGUGAUAAAUUUGUUUUACAAACCACGUUUAAAGUAUAUCCUAUAGUAUACAGUAUUCUAUGAAUCCCACACUUAUAUUUAUUUUUACUGUUACCAUAAUAAUGAUAAACCAAAGUUAAUUUUUUUACAUCUCAUAUAUAAUACUAUAUAAGUAUACAUUUACAGUAGCUGUACCAUUAUACAGUAACUUUAAUUACCAACUUCCUAUGUUCAUAACAUUAUUGCAAACUGACAAAAAUGUGCUGCAAUGGAUGUAUUCUAUAUGUUGAAAAAAGUUUAAAACAAAAAAUUAAACAUUACUACUGUACUGGUGUGCAAAAUCUUCACCAUGUAAUGUUAUGUACAUUUCUGGUAAAAUAUAAUUAGAAAAUGGCCACAAUGUCUGCAGUGAUAAAUUAUUGGAUUUUAGUUUUAAUGUAUGGAUUUAAAUGUAGCAGUAUACUGUAUAUACUGAUCACAUCUGUAUUACACAUACAGGGUAUGCAUCAUUAAUUAGUGCAGUUUAAAAGUAACAUUAAAUAAAGACAAAUUCACCUGAUACUUAUUCCUAUGUAAAUUUCUGCAAUGUACUUUAAUAAUGUCAAAGUCAAGUAUUUCUGACUUAUUACAUGAUAUACUGAAAUACUUAUAUCUAAGCCAAGACACUUGAAAAAUCUCAUAAAAUCAAAUGUAGGGAUACGAUGUGAAUUUUUGAUCACUGAACUAGUGACCGAACUAAGUGUUCAUGUAGAACACUUGAGCAUUUUCACAUUUUAUGACUUAGUGAACCACUGAAAACUGGAGUUCAAGGACAUGUGUACAGCAGUGAAGAAGACAAUAACUAAAUUUGUGUGAUGUGAAUGCAAUUCCAGUUCUACUGGUUGAUCAAGCCCUGAUCCACAGGGAGAUCUGGUCAAGGACAGGGCCAUAGGGGCACUGACCCCCAGAACACCAUCCAGUUAAACCCUCCAAGUACACUCAUUAAUAAAAGAAUAUGCACAAAUGUGUACACCCAAUACUGUAUUAUUAUUAUAUUUAAAGGGAAAGUGCUAAAACCACAGGGGUCAUACAAGGCCUGGGGAAUGGGAGGCAAUAACACCUUGGAUUUCAAUAUAUACUAUAGGCUAUGUAUAUUAAGAAGUCAUCAGUGUUACAAUAGUUUAGAAAAAAUACUCAGUUGUGUACACAGUACAGUGCUAGUAAUAUGAAUGUUUAAAAUAAUUAAAACGGUCUGAUGACUUAGCAUGAAGUGACUGGAACCUUAACAUUAAUGAUAUUGGUACCUUUAUGUAUAUAUAAAGCUGUUGUAAGCUUUAGAAUACAUGUACUUCAAUGAAGACAUGGAAAAAUUAAAUCUGAGAGGCAUAAAUGCUUCCUCAGUCUUAUAAAGUUCCUGGGAUGACUUACUUCCUCAGUCUUAUAAAGUUCCUGGAAUGACUUAUUUAAGUAAUUUUACAAGCAACAAUGGAUUCAAUGUGCUCUUACUAACAUUGCUACAGCAAUGCAAUACUGCUCCACUAGAAGCUUCACAGGUGCAGCACUGCUACACUAGAAGUGUCAGUUACAUCACUGCUACACUAGAAGCUUCACAGUUGCAUCACUGAUACACUAGAAGCUUCACAGUUGCAUCA
Molecule: messenger RNA, 4828 nt
Organism: Cherax quadricarinatus
Lineage: Eukaryota; Metazoa; Arthropoda; Malacostraca; Decapoda; Parastacidae
Source: RefSeq, a predicted model, not a curated record